UCGUGGCCCGCGCGCGCGCUUCUCUCCGGCGCGGGCACCGGCGCGGGCCAUGGCUCCAUCCUCUCUGUUAUCCUCGUUGGCUGUGCGGUUGCUGCGCCCCGCGCACGGCUGCCACCCCCGCCUGCAGCCCUUCCACCUGGCGUCAGUGCGAAACGAAGCUGUCGUCAUUUCUGGAAGGAAAUUGGCUCAGCAGAUCAAGCAAGAAGUGCGGCAGGAGGUGGAAGACUGGGUAGCCUCGGGCAACAAGCGGCCACACCUCAGUGUCAUUUUGGUUGGUGACAAUCCUGCCAGUCACUCCUAUGUUCUCAACAAAACCAGGGCAGCAGCUGAAGUGGGAAUCAACAGUGAGACAAUUGUGAAGCCAGCUUCAGUUUCAGAGGAAGAGCUGUUAAAUUCAAUCAGGAAAUUAAACCAUGAUGAAAACGUAGACGGCCUCCUGGUUCAGCUGCCACUCCCAGAGCACAUUGAUGAGAGGAAGAUCUGCAAUGCCGUUUCUCCCGACAAGGAUGUUGACGGCUUUCACGUCAUUAACGUGGGGCGAAUGUGCUUGGACCAGUACUCCAUGCUACCAGCAACCCCGUGGGGCGUGUGGGAGAUAAUUAAGCGAACUGGCAUUCCAACCUUAGGGAAGAACGUGGUUGUAGCUGGCAGGUCAAAAAACGUUGGAAUGCCGAUUGCUAUGUUGCUGCACACUGAUGGAGCACAUGAACGGCCUGGAGGUGAUGCCACAGUUACAAUAUCUCACCGAUACACUCCCAAAGAGCAGCUGAAGAAGCACACGACCCUUGCAGACAUUGUGAUAUGUGCCGCCGGCAUUCCAAAUCUGAUCACAGCCGACAUGAUCAAGGAAGGGGCAGCAGUCAUCGAUGUGGGCAUAAACAGAGUUCAAGACCCUGUCACCGGAAAGCCCAAGUUGGUUGGAGAUGUGGAUUUUGAAGGCGUCAAGGAGAAAGCCGGUUACAUCACUCCUGUCCCUGGGGGUGUUGGUCCCAUGACGGUGGCCAUGCUAAUGAAGAACACCAUUAUUGCUGCCAAGAAAGUGCUGAGGCCUGAAGAGCUGGAGGUGCUGAAGCCCAAGCAGCGUGGAGUUGCCACCAACUAGCAGUACUCCAUUCUAGUCCGAGAGGCAACGUGGGCCAAGAGGAAUGCAGUAUUUUUAAUUUAUUCUGUUGAAAUGGUUUAAAAUGAUGUUUGUAUUUAUUGAAAGCUUAAACGGGUGGAUGUGUGUGCGCAUGGCUCUGCAGAACCUCACCAGGGUGCCCAUCCGAGUCCUGCCGUCGGCCUGGUGAUGCAUGGGACACAUCCUCACACUGAGAGUGGAUGCUGAACGGCAUCGGAAAACCUGCCUUCUUAGACGCUCAUUUCCCAAGUGCUAUUUCAAUACGAGUUGAUGACUCAUCUGAGGUUCCAAGCCUUCCGAGUUCAACUUUCAAACCAAAGGAAAACUGACUAGAGAAAAUUAGGGGGAAGGAAGAAACGGCAGCAGAGUGGAGGACGGCACUCCCUUGCUUCCUGUGCACCCCGACUCGUGAGCAGGUUUCUCUGAGGAGAGCUCAGUUGGCUGGGUUGGAG
Peromyscus eremicus (cactus mouse) is the source of this 1572-nucleotide messenger RNA. RefSeq names its product methylenetetrahydrofolate dehydrogenase (NADP+ dependent) 2, methenyltetrahydrofolate cyclohydrolase (gene Mthfd2). The record is from RefSeq and is a predicted model, not a curated record. Gene Ontology annotation, cellular component: mitochondrion. The coding region runs from base 50 to 1102 and encodes 350 amino acids. Gene Ontology annotation, biological process: tetrahydrofolate interconversion. The transcript is spliced from 8 exons. NCBI's taxonomy places the organism in Eukaryota, Metazoa, Chordata, Mammalia, Rodentia, Cricetidae. Gene Ontology annotation, molecular function: methylenetetrahydrofolate dehydrogenase (NAD+) activity; methylenetetrahydrofolate dehydrogenase (NADP+) activity; methenyltetrahydrofolate cyclohydrolase activity.